AUGUUUAGUUCACAUAAACAGCUUAUACGUACUCCAGUGAAAAGCGACGAGAAACCAAAAACCGCUGAGUUUACACCCAUCGGGACUGGAAAUAAAAAUGUCGGGCUGUUGAAUAGGGAAGCUGCUUCAAAGUCUACUCAACAAGAUAAUUUGGAUUCUGAUUCAACAUUUACAAGUAUCGCGAAUGAUGACGGAACAAGCUCCUCGUUUGCAUUCUUAGGUGAUGGACCUAAUCAUUCUAGAAUAUACCGUGGAACAGAUAUCUUUUCAGAUGGUUCAUCAAUAGAUGAAAAUACAAGUUUAGACGAUACUUUACACGAUGAUGCUUCUAAUUUAACCAGAGCAGAGUUGGUCGGGGAUAGAGCUACAUUAGUUAAAAAGCAGUCUGGUGAACUGCAACGACUACGAUCUGAUAACUUUAACCUUAGAGUGGAACUUGUGAGUUUGAAGAAAAGUUUACAAGGCCUUCCCCAUGAUAAGAAGGAUUUGAUUAGUAGAAAUGUAAAGCUUAGCAAAGAGUUAGCUCAUUUGGAAGAGGAAAUUUCUAUAAUAAAGCAAGAAAAGAAGCAGGAACCUCAUAAAAAUGAUGGAGAAAUUGAGAAGAUUCGAAAUGCUUAUGAAUCUAAAGUGAACGAGCUUGAAGAUCGAUUGUCGGAUGCUAAGCGGGAUCUGGAUGUGAUGCAGAAAACUAACGAAGAGUUUGAAAGUAAUAACCAAAAUCUAGAGAACAAGGUUUCUGACAUGAAAUGGCAACUCGAAGAUAUGAAGGCUCAGUUAGAUCACAAAUCAGAUACAUCAAUUGAUAAGGAGGAUAGAAUAAGCGAGUUAGAAAUAGAAUUAACAAAUGCCGAGGAAGAAGCUGAUUCUGUGAGAGAAGUCAAUCACAAACUGGAGCAUGAACUUAAUGAAAUGAAGCAGAAAUUAAAUGACGCUCAAAAUGAAAUAAAACACCCUUCAACUAUUAAUCAUGAGGAUAAGCUAAACGACCAACUAAGAAAGUUAUCCCAGGAAAAUGAUGAGUUGAAGCAUACUAUCGAAAAAGACAGCCGUAAAAUAGAUACUUUGAGCAAAAAGUUAAAAGAUAUCGAGGCUGAAACAUCUGAUGUAAAAUUGCGCAAUCAAGAGCUUGUACACUCAAUAGAUGCGCUUAAGCAGCAUAAGGAAGAGGUCGCCGAUAUUCUAAGAAAUGAAGUGAAAAAUGUCUAUAGCAAAGCAAAUAAAACUGUGGAGGAGAAGGACUCUCUUAGACAUAAACUUAAUGAAAUGCAGAAAGCUCUAGAAAAGGCGCAGGAACAUUACAAAGAUGAUUAUGUCAAGGACAUUGAGGCAGACAGGCAGGACUUAUAUGAUAACUUAAAAAAGUUGAGUCAGCGAUACCAAAGCCUUCAGGACGAGAUGGAUAAUUUAAAGGAAGAACUUAUUCAAAAGGACAGCCAUAUCAAGAAAUUAACCUCUCAUGAAGAUGUAAAUGACCAUACAGAAUUAUAUUUGGAAAAGGCAAGAGCAGAGUUAGAAAAAUUACAACUCAGUCGGGAAAACGAAAAGAAAAAGCACCGUGAAGAACUAGAUGCAAUCAGCGACCAAUAUCAGAAUAAGGAAACGGAUUUAUUGAAUGCCAUUUCCGAUCUCAGAGACCAGAAAUCAGAGUUGGUCGAGGAAUACGAGGGUUUACAAAGAAAAUAUAAUACAUUAAAAAACGAACAUGUGAUUAAUCCUGAUAAUUAUGAUAAACUUCAGCAUGACUUCAUGAGGUUAUCCGAAGAAUAUGGUAAACUGUCUUCUCAAAACGAGCUGUUGGCCGAAGAAUAUUCUACGUACAAGGAUAAUAGCCGAGUGAUGGAAAAGCAGCUUCGAAGGGAUAUUGAGUUCAAAUCAGAUGAGAUAAAAAAGUUACGAGAAGAGCUUUCAUCUUCGAUUUCUAAGAGCGAGGCAGACAGACUAAGAGAUAGCAUUAAAAUCGCCGAAAAGGAAGCUAAGAGCUUUGCUGAAAAGCGAAACAAGCUCGAAAAAGAUAAUGAUGAUUUGAGAGUCAAAAUUGAGGAUCUUAGAAUUUCUAAGAAUUCGUUUCAAAGGCGUCUCGAGUUAUUGCACUCCAAAAAUCUGGAAACAGAUUCUGAAAUGAAUGAACUUGAACGUUUACGUGAUCAGAUUUCUGAAGUUAGUACUGAGAACAGAUCUCUCAAAUCGAGUUUAAAAAAGAGUACAGAUGAGUUGGAAGAACAUAAAGAGAGAUUGGAAAGAUUAAUUCAGGAAAAGAAAUCAUUAGCCAAGAGUAUGAAUGAAUUAGAAUCGAACCAGAAAAGUGCGAUGAUUAAGAAUGAAAAGUUACAGGAUGAUUUAAAGAUGGCUCGCAACCUUCAGAAAUCCAGUAAAUCUGUCUUGCAAGAAAAAAUACAGGAUAAGAAUGAAGAAAUUAAGAAACUCAUAAACGAUUACAAUAAUAUGAAGAAUGAACUUCUAGAUCGAUUCAGUAAGGAGAGAGCAAACAAAAAGCAAAUAGAACAAAAUUUGGAAGAAGCAACUGAUAAGCUUCAAAUGCUCAAGGUCCGUGAAGGAAUGUUAUUGCAAGAGGAGGAGAAAUUACAGGAACAGCUUAAUAAGAGUAAGAGAAUAAAAAGUGCGAGAGUUGAAAAGGAUUACCCGCCAACGCCAAGAACUCCGACGCACGAUAGCAACCAAAAUAAUAUUGAUAUCCCAUUGAUGGAAGCAAGGGUCAAUUUAUUAGAAUCACAGAGAGAUUUAUACCGAUUGAAACUUCAAGAUCUAAAGAACCUUGCUGCUGAUCUGAAAUUUGCGAACGAAUAUCUUGAGAGAGAACUUAGAAGUAAAAAUGUGACAAUCGAUAAAAAUAUUUCACUUUUAAAAGCGACAUUGGAACAAAAGCCAGAUGAAUUGGAUCGUAAUGCUACCAAAUUACCACUGAUUUCUAAAAAGUCGAGGACAUUUGCAGGGGGAGCCCUUGCUGUGUUAGCAAUAAUUCGCCUGAAGCAUAGAUUAGAAGCGCGUAAACGGAGAAAAAUUCAAGAGAGAUUUAUCAAGGACCGAAUAUUACAGCAACAACGAGAUCUAUAA
This is a messenger RNA of Brettanomyces bruxellensis, 3072 nucleotides long. RefSeq lists its product as uncharacterized. The record is from RefSeq and is a predicted model, not a curated record. The transcript has a single exon. The coding region runs from base 1 to 3072 and encodes 1023 amino acids. NCBI's taxonomy places the organism in Eukaryota, Fungi, Ascomycota, Pichiomycetes, Pichiales, Pichiaceae.